GAGCAUUCUGGGUAAUGUAGUGUUUUCUAAAAACCAUUAAAUCUAGCUGAACAAUCACAGUGGUGGGAAUCCUGAGUUACUUGAUUACAGAAGAAGAAACCAGGUUGUGUUCACAAUGUUAAAUGCCAUCAGGACUGAUCUGCACCUAUUAGUUGAGUGUCUGAAGUACCAGAUGAAAUGUCCAGCAUCUCAGAAACAAGCUCUGCUCACCAUCGUCUCCAUCUGCCAACAAAACAGUCAGAAUGUGGAGUUCCUCAGAGAGUUUGGAGGUGUGACCUUCAUCUAUAACCUGUCCAGAGCCAGCGAUUACUGUGAGGUUAAAGAGACGGCUCUGUUCACGCUCAGCUCUCUGGCUGAGUUUAACGAGAGCUGUAAGCAGAGCCUGUGUAGAGAGGAGAUGUUCUGUGGCUUGGCAGACUGCAUGGAACAGGAAGUGUCCCUCACACUGAAGAGAGUCUCAGUGUACAUGCUUUGUGUAUUAGUUUCCAACAACAAACAGGGACAGAGCCUUGCUAAAUCAUCUAAGUGUAUUGAUAUCCUGCUCAACUUAUUCAGGAGCACUUAUCCCACGGCUGAAGGAACUAAUGAGCUGCUGCCGCUGUGGACGUCAGUGUCCAGUGCUCUCUGUGCCUGUGUCAACAACCCCCAAAACGAGGAGAACCAGUGUGCAUGCAUGUGUGUGUUGCCGCUGGUGAAGGUUUGGCUCCAGCAGCUAUCCACAUUUAGGGCAGAGCUGGCUCAACCCAUCUGCUCUUUCAUUGGCAUGACUGUGGCUAAUAACUCAUGUGUACAGGAGUAUUUUGCAUCAGUUGGAGGACUGCUCACACUCUCAGACACUUUGUCUAGUGCGGUUUCUAAGUGCACAGAGAAUCCUGCAGCCUGUUUGAUCGCUACAGUAAUUACCAGAACACUGUCUGUCUGCAUCACUGACAACGAGGCUUUAGCUCCGGUUCUGUCUGAGCUUAAUUUAGUACCAGACCUUCUGCUGUUGCUGUCCACCCCAAGCCUCGGCCCACGAGACCAGCUGGCCGUGGUCUUGACACUCGGGCACUGCACCGAUGCAUGUGAGGAGCUCCAGUCUCAGUUGUUGCAUGGUGGAGGAUUGCCUCUGAUGAUCUCUCUGUUGACUGAUGCAAAUGACGAAGAAGUCAGAAAGGCAGCUACCUUUGUUUUGCAAACAUGUAAAAAACUUGCUGGAUCUAUAGCAUGUCCAAGUGUGGAGCCUGAUCUACAGAGACAUCGCCAGUCAGCGUGGGAAAUCCAGCAGAGAAUUCAGCAGCUAGAAAGACGACAGCGGGAUGAUUUGGAAAAAGGUGCAGAAAAUAUUUUAGCUCAGCCCAAAAACAGCAGAGAGGAAUUGUGGGAGGACUCGGUAGUGCGAAAGGCCACAGGUCAAAGCCAGGUGUAUGAGGUGGAGUCAAGGAGGAAGGACAUUCAACCCAACUACACACAACUAAACAGAGGGAUGAAAGAAAUGGAAAAAGGUCAAACAGAUGAAACAAAUCUGAAUAGAGGCAGAAGUAAAGAUGACCCAGGAAAUGAAAUCCCUGACAGUGCCACACACACCAAACUACCAAGAGACGGACCUGCAUGCAGGCCAGAUAUUUUCAAGCAUCCUGCACUCAUGAGGACACACCAGCAGGCCCCUUUUUACUCUGACGAUGAGCUGUCUUUGUGCUCUGAGCUCUUGGAUAGUGAGGUUGAGAGGAUUCUCAUCACUCCAACUGCCUCUAAAUCCAGCAUUCUACGAUGUGUAGGGUGUGUGAGCGGGGUGGAUGAGGUGAACAGCAGGUCCGUGGCUGGGGUUCUGCGCAGCUGUAAAAGUCUGUGUGACUUCCACUUGGUGCUACAGAGAGCUGAGGAUCUUCUGAAGAGAAGCCUGGAUAUCGAUGGGGUCUCUCACACACGUGGUCAUGAUAACACCUGUGACUUUGGGGUUAGAGACGUCAGAGAGGGUCACACAAAUAGGCCCAAUCCCAGAGACUCUUUGAGGUUGAUAAAUCUUACUCCACUGAAGCGAUGGGAUGAAACACAGGACAAGGCACAGACAUGGAAAACAGACAUGUGUCCAGACUCCAAAACCCAAGGGGCAAUGACGGAAGGCAGAGUGCACAGAGACAGGAAAGACUAUUCUGAAGAUGAGCUGAAGUACCUCAGUGAGGGUGUGAGGCGUUUUGGUCUCUCCUGGAACACGAUACUGUGGGCGUAUCCCUUCCAGCAGGGACGCACGAAUGUAGACCUGGCCAAGAAAUACAGAAAACUACAGCAAUGUUUAUCUCUGUCCUAAGACCUCAGAACAAGAAUCUGUUGAACAGAGAAUUCAUGAGAGACGACGUGGUCUGUAAAGUCUGUACUGUUGAUGAGUAAACAGCAGAUCAGCCUUUAACACAGAAAGCAGUGUUUUUGUUCCUUAACAAGUGUUUAUUUAGUUUUUGGGUUGAAUAAAAUAUUGAACAUUUGUUUUUGUUUUUUCAUUGAAAGAAAGAUGGAAUAAUUUAUAAUUUUUGGAACUUGUGUUUCGUUAAAGUGUGUCUCAGUCAGUAUCCAUCAGAUAUGAGACUCUGUGUUGCCAGACUUUUCUGAUCCAAACAGACUCCUACAAUUCUUGUACUGUACAAAGCUGUUGGCUCCCUGAUGCAAACACAGAAAGGCUCGUACACUCCUCACAUGAGAGAAUAAAGUCCUGGUCCUGA
Molecule: messenger RNA, 2693 nt
Organism: Tachysurus fulvidraco (yellow catfish)
Lineage: Eukaryota; Metazoa; Chordata; Actinopteri; Siluriformes; Bagridae
Gene: terb1
Product: telomere repeat binding bouquet formation protein 1
Exons: 20
Coding region: 116-2287 (723 amino acids)
Biological process (GO): homologous chromosome pairing at meiosis; meiotic attachment of telomere to nuclear envelope
Source: RefSeq, a predicted model, not a curated record